Messenger RNA from Fusarium odoratissimum NRRL 54006, 2021 nucleotides. RefSeq lists its product as uncharacterized. NCBI's taxonomy places the organism in Eukaryota, Fungi, Ascomycota, Sordariomycetes, Hypocreales, Nectriaceae. The record is from RefSeq and is a predicted model, not a curated record. The coding region runs from base 372 to 767 and encodes 131 amino acids. The transcript has a single exon.
UCCAAGAGCAACCGCACAAGAUCCAAUGGGUGUGCAAGGUUCUGAGAAAUGGAUCAUUUGAAGACUUCCUAGGGAGGGUCAGAAGAGUCAGAAGAGCACACCAAACGAACCUUAGGGUGUCUUUUUCAUGGUGUCGUGUGGCCCUCUCAACUCUGGCUGCCCACUGGUAUGGGCCAGAAUGCCCGACGUGAAAAGUGGCAGACGGCGAAUGAUAUGACACUACAGAGAUCACGGGCGGUUUAGUCCUUUCAUCUUGAGCCCAGUCAGUCCCAGUCCAGUCGGCUCUUGGUCUUGGAAAUAAGGGUCAGUCUACCGCGGUCCCAGAUAAAUGGAAACGACUCUCGUAACCUCGCUAGCACUGAAGAAAAUGGAUGACCGAACAAUUGGGGACGAACGAAACCACAAGAAACGACCUAGGGCCACCGGGGGAAGCUCCCCUGGCCCCCCCUAGAAGCUUUCUAGGAUUGGAUUUUGCACCGGUGAUGACGGCGUUGCAGACAUCGACCAUUUAUUUGCCGACCUUGACUGGGAACUUUUUGUGCCUGAGGUGCUAUCAUAAUCAUAGUCAGUUCACUUACAAUCACGGGGAACAAAGCGAUGAGCAUCCUAGUGUCCAAGCCCAAUCUCAAUCUCGUGGCGCGGCGGGACCGUUCAAUGUUUUCCCGUGUUUUAUUUCUUUUUUGGGGCAUGGCUCUCCGAGCUGCAAAUUGUCGCAAUUUGUGACAGUAACCCCAAGGGCCCAAAGACGUUACCAACCGCGGCAGUAGAUCACGAUUGAUAGGCCCUGGGAGAUGAGCAAUCCAGCCUGUCUUGUCACCCAGAACCACCGCUCUCAUGCCUCGAACCCGAACAAAGAUUAACGGCGCGGGUGAACAAUUUAUUGGUAUCACAAUGCUGUGUUUCCCCACAGGCUGUAAUUUGGCUUUCAGUGAGCCAAGCAAAAUGGUGAAAUUGGCACACGGUUAGAACGCCAGACGCGUGGGUUUUGGAGCAGACGCGUUUUCUUACUCGCUACACGCGCUUGCUCUGCCGCCUCAGCCUCGGCCGAUUCUCGUGGCCUCGCGCCACAGCACCCUGGGUUGCAUAUCGAAGAUUGGCCGUUGCACAACCGCAACUUAUCUAUCAAUAGUUCAGAUGAAUGGCGCAGUCAAGCAGGUCUUUCCUGCAAGAGCCUCCAACUCGUAUCGAGCAUCCAGGUUCAUACCUAAUCUCCAACUACUUAAGUGGCGCUCUUGUCAAAUUCCAUCCGUAAGAGCCUACAGAAGGCCCUCUCACGUCCUGGCGCUGUCUCGGGGUCGCAUGAAAUGGCCUCUGGACUUUGCCCCUCGUUCAUCCCCAAACCUUAGGCUCCUACCUCAGGGCCCUCGUGGGUUAAUUGGUACGUGCGGGAGGCCGUCGUCCAACAGCCGGGGGGGCAUUAAUCAAACAGCCAGCCUAGCCUUGGGUGCUUUUCCUUCCGCUGGGACGUGCCCUGGGAUUAAUGCUCACAGGGGCCUGGAGGGCAAAAAGAAAAGGGGGAGGGGAUAGGAGAGGGGAAUAUCGACGAGGGGCAUUGUGACCGUUGAAGUGACGAAACACGCUGGGGAAUCACUUAACACGCUUGGGAAUGACAAAGGGCUUUGCUGAAGCUGUGACAAGAGGGUAAGCAAUGCAGCGUCAAGAGGUUGAUGUGAUGGAAACAAGGAACAGCUUUUUCCGAAACGUCCAGGCCCUUGUCACACACGUGUACAAGUCCGUUGGUAGUGCGAAUUAUGCAGCGCCAUUCUGGGCAUAACUGGGCAUAAGACGCCACCCGGGUUUUUAGCCGUUAGAGCUGAAGGUUCUGUUCUGUCCCAUCUUUAAGCCUUUCACGGUCGAUCAUCUCAACUUGUGAGCCCUAAAGUGGUUCCUGGAAACCACUCCAGCCUCUGUUUGUGCAUUAUGAUCGAUACACAUGGUGUCAUUGUGCCUGAUGAACGUGUAAGCAGGUUUGUUCAGUGGUUGUAACGUCAUUUAGAUACAAAUAUCACAUAUCAGAGGAU